Molecule: messenger RNA, 2330 nt
Organism: Branchiostoma belcheri (Belcher's lancelet)
Lineage: Eukaryota; Metazoa; Chordata; Leptocardii; Amphioxiformes; Branchiostomatidae
Exons: 11
Coding region: 354-2330 (658 amino acids)
Cellular component (GO): mitochondrion
Source: RefSeq, a predicted model, not a curated record
UGGUCUAGUGACGUCACGGGGGAUGCCGGUAAUUUUCCAUGAUGAGAUCAAUUGACACAACAGAAACUGCCCUCGACCAGUUCUUCCGCAGGCUUUAGCAGGAAAACCUCAACGAUCAUCGCCAUCAAAAGCAUCCCUGCUUCUCCUAGACUACCCAGCGGGCGUUUCUGAGGCUUGUGAACCGCUCAAGAUCGGGAUGGAACCCAGAAUUUCUGGGUACGCAACAGCAGAUCCACACUCGACCGUUAUAAAAUUUUCGACUCGCGAUUUUCACCAGCUGAUGCCCAUGUUUUUGUUACGAUCUACUAUAUCACAUAAACGUUUGACCUUGUUGUAACCUCAAAUUAGAAAACAUGACCUCCUUGCUGCUCCUGAACAGGACUUUUUCUCGCUGCGUGCCAAGAUUGUCGUACAGAACUCCCGUGUGCACGAGGGGCUUGUUUGUAAACAAAUGGAGGACACCGAACAGUCCCAGGUACCACCUCUGGUCAAGAAAUGGCAAAAACAAAGGAGAGACCGCCAACUACGGCCUACUUCCUGUAGGAGCGAUAUGUUUUUCUUACGGAUUCACCAUCUUCCCACUGUCACCUCCCAAUAUUUUAUCCAACGUGCUGAGAAGAUUUGGCAGAUUCAAAGAUCCAGUGUCCAGUACAGAAGACAAGAUCACAUAUCCACCAAAGUCGAAAGUUGGCACCUAUGUGAAGAAGAGGCGAAACUUCGUGCUGCAGUUUCUGCUCACGAUUUGGAGAUACUUCCGAGUCACACUGAGAGUGCUGUGGCUUUUGUAUAGGUUUGGACCUCUGUUUUGCAUCUAUCCCUUGACGUACACGUCUCAAAGAUUCACAAGUUUGUGGUGGAAACUCUUCCUGAAUGCCAUAGAAGCCGCAGGCCCCACUUUCAUCAAGCUGGGACAAUGGGCCAGCACGAGACGCGACCUCUUCACGGACGAGUUCUGUGACCGGUUCUCGAGGCUACACGUCCACGUCAAGCCACACUCCUGGUUCUUCACCAAGCGGCGACUCCAGCGGGCCUUCGGGAAGAACUGGAGGAAGAUAUUCGUGAAGUUUGAGAACAUGAGGAAGCCGAUUGGUUCGGGGUGUAUCGCUCAGGUGUACAAGGCGUACAUGAGACCAGAGAUGAUCAAAGAUGAAGAACUCAGAGAUGAAAUCAUGGAAGAUCUCUUCCAGGUGGAGGCUCCAGACUUUACGGAGGCCUGGGAGGUGACAGGGUUCGGAGACGUGCUGGGGAGUAAGGAUAAGGAGCUGGAUGAUCUGGAGGAGGAGAUAGAGAGGAGUAGGUUGGCACGGCAACACGUGCAUGGUGUGCAGAGUGGGCCAACAGAUCCAGACAGUACUACAGAGAGUUCCCAGUUUCAGGACCAACCUUCCCCUGACACACAGAUCCAUGAUGAGUUUGAGGGGCUGAUUCCUGUUGCCAUCAAGGUUCUGCACCCCGGCCUGUACCGUACGGUGAAGCGUGACCUGUCCAUCAUGUCUGGUGUGGCCUGGCUGCUAGAGUGGGUCCCUGGGCUGAAGUGGCUCAGUCUGUCUGAGAUCGUUAACGAGUUUGGAGACCUUAUUAUGAGUCAGAUUGACCUACGACAUGAGGCAGCCAACUUGGAGCGGUUUAAGGAAAGUUUUGCUGACAUCGAUGCCAUCCGCUUCCCUAAACCCAUCCGCCCCUACGUCAGGAGGGACAUCCUCGUGGAAACAUUCGAGGAGGGGGAACCCAUCACCAACUUCAUGUCGGAUGACAGCUCAGAAUGUCUGAAGGCCAAACUUGCAGAGAUGGGAAUAGAGGCGCUGUUAAAGAUGAUAUUUGUGGACAACUUUGUCCAUGGGGACCUCCACCCAGGCAACAUCCUGGUCAUGAAUGCCGAGAGCUAUAACCCUGAGCAGUGUAACAAGAUGAUGCUGGUGGACAUGUGUGAUACGGUCAUCGUGAACGUCAAGCCCGUGGAGAACCCCAUCCGCCUGGUCCUGCUGGAUGUGGGAAUCAUCGCAGAGCUGGAGGAACAGGACCGACUCAACUUCAGAGAUGUGUUCACGGCUGUGGUACUGGGGGAGGGGGAGCAGGUAGCAGAACUUAUCCUGCACCAUGCAAGAGCCAACGAGUGCAAAAACGUGGCUCAGUUCAAGAAAGAGAUGGCAGAUUUAGUGCAGACAGCAAGGGAGAACACUGUCACCCUAGGCCAGAUCCAAGUGGGAGAGUUACUGAACAAAGUCUUCUCACUGCUUAUCAAGCACAAGGUGAAACUUGAGAGCAACUUUGCCAACAUGGUUCUGGAUGGUGUAAGACUAGAAAGGGGAAUGUACAUCUACUUCAGUUAA